Messenger RNA from Pistacia vera, 456 nucleotides. RefSeq lists its product as uncharacterized. The record is from RefSeq and is a predicted model, not a curated record. The transcript has a single exon. The coding region runs from base 1 to 456 and encodes 151 amino acids. Lineage: Eukaryota; Viridiplantae; Streptophyta; Magnoliopsida; Sapindales; Anacardiaceae.
AUGGAAGCAACCAAGUUCUUAUCCUCCACCUCUACUCUUCGUCACCAUCAUGAAGUUUCUUGCUUGUCGCCAUGUCGAAAGAACAACUCGAAGAAGCCCUAUAUCUUAAGCAUGGGCGCGAGUGGAGGAUCGAAGGGACGAGAUUAUGAGGGAAGGCUGGUGGAUGAUAACAUGAUUGUGCUGCGAAUUCGCAUUCAGGAGAAGAAACUGUUGGAGGCAAGUCGUGAUCCGCCUUCGAAUUGGAUGGAGUGGGAAAAGAAAUAUUAUCUGCACUAUAAUGAAGAUGUUUGUGAAGCAAUGGGGUUGUUGCAGAAUUAUUUGAAGAAAAUUAGGCCAGGUUUUGCGUUAGGGAUGAUAGCUGUGGUGGCGCUGAGUGUGGCUAUUUCUACUGGGGUACUCUUUUUUCAAGCUGUGGAGAUGGCUAAGAUCAUCUUAUUUGAGUUCCAUUUGAUGUAA